This is a messenger RNA of Rhipicephalus microplus (southern cattle tick), 1504 nucleotides long. Its product is annotated as CUE domain-containing protein 1. Gene Ontology annotation, molecular function: ubiquitin binding. NCBI's taxonomy places the organism in Eukaryota, Metazoa, Arthropoda, Arachnida, Ixodida, Ixodidae. The record is from RefSeq and is a predicted model, not a curated record.
AUGAACGAAGCAGUGAGGAUGCCAGCAGCUGCCCCUUUAACGUUGGUUUCGCUGCAUUAACGCUGAUCCUCCGUAUCCCGCUGCUCCAGAUCAGCGCAGGUGGCAAGAUCCGAGUAAAGUUUAUUUUUCAGGGACUUUAGAUCCGAGUGGCUGCGCAGCGGCCUCAUUUAAUCAGAUCUUUCUUAAACGGCACCCCUGUGGGCCGCAUGUAAAAGUGACGACGAGGAUCCGGGAGAUCGCGACGACAACGGUACAGCAAUGACGAGCCCAGCCGAGGUGGCAUCGGAGGAGCGCCUGUCGACUCCUAAUCGAAGCCCACCACGUCGCCCACCCGUCACACAGCUAGAAUUCAGACAGGCAAUGCGCGACUUCCGGAGCAUGUUUCCCGAGAUGGAGGCUGUGGUGAUUGAGGCAGUGCUUCGUGCCAAUGGCGGGGCCGUGGAUGCCAGCAUCGACCAACUACUCGCCAUGGCCACCGACAAUGACAACGAGCGUCUGCGCACAGAACUGGAGGCCACCGAGAAUGCCGAGGCUCCCCCACAUUACUCACCUCCUCCGGCUGCACCCACACCUCCCCCUUCCUACCAGCAGGCCACGUCCACACCCACAGCCAAUCAAGGCGCCCAGGAGGAAGCGCGUGCCUGGAAACCGCCCCUGCUUGGCCCUCUGCCGCCAGGGUUUCUGCGCAUUAGCCGUCCACACCACCGACCCAGCUGCAGUCCCCCCCAGUCACAGGCCACGGGAGAGCUCAGCACGGCCAUGCUGCAGCAGCGCAUGGCUGAGAAUGUGAGGCAACAGCGCCGCCUCUCCUCGGGUGCAGCUGAGGCUGAAGCGCAGCUUCUGGAAGAUGAGCGCAUGGCCAUUCUGCUGCAGAACCAGGAGUUUAUGCGACAGCUGCAGAGCAACCGAGACUUCAUACGCACGCUCAACCAAGACAUCCUGAGUCAGGAGAUGGAGCACAGUGCUGGAUUGGUCCCUGACGAUGGGCGACCUGCUGAUGCCAGUGAAGACGAACCUUGGGGAAACCUUCCACACACUGAGGAGACGGACGCAGCCUUUCGGGAGCGGCUGAAGAACAUGGGCAAAGCAUCAAGACGGAAGUUUGCUCAACUGGCUCGAUUGUUUCAUCGGACAAAGAAAUGCCACUUUCGACAGAUGCUGGGCGAUGCAGCCAAUCCAUCACGUGACAAUUUGCUGCUACAGGAGGACCCUGGCUCAUCAGAAGAGGACACUGAAGCACGACUCCAACAAGAGCAGCACAUACAGGUGCAGCCUACCAAGGGCUGUUCUGGCACCUCUUCGGUGAGUAGAGACAGCCGGUGACCGUCUCUGCGGAAGUUCUCCGGUGAUUCCCCACUUUGCCCCUUCAAGUAUGGCUUGCGCCAGCAUCUCCCGUCUGCAGCAGCUCUGCGCAUUCCAUUCCGCAAGUUAAUACCAUGCAAAGAAGCGAUGUUGGUUAGCGAAGUCAAGAGUACGCUGGUGGAUAAAGAAAAUGCUCUUCUAC